This is a messenger RNA of Guillardia theta CCMP2712, 477 nucleotides long. RefSeq lists its product as hypothetical. The record is from RefSeq and is a predicted model, not a curated record. The transcript is spliced from 3 exons. Gene Ontology annotation, biological process: UDP-N-acetylglucosamine biosynthetic process. NCBI's taxonomy places the organism in Eukaryota, Cryptophyceae, Pyrenomonadales, Geminigeraceae. Bases 1 to 471 code for a protein of 156 amino acids. Gene Ontology annotation, molecular function: glucosamine 6-phosphate N-acetyltransferase activity; monosaccharide binding. Gene Ontology annotation, cellular component: Golgi apparatus; endoplasmic reticulum; endoplasmic reticulum-Golgi intermediate compartment.
AUGGCGAAGAUUUCAGACAAGCUUGUCUUGAGGGCGCUGGAGUCUUCCGAUCAUGAAAAGAGCUUCCUUCCUCUGCUCGCUCAGCUCACCAAAGCUCCUGAGAUCCCCAAAGAGAGAUGGAACGACAUCUUCAACAAGAUGCGCAGCAGCGGAAGCUACUUCACUGUGGUGGUGGAGAACACGGAGGAACGUCGGAUAGUAGCGACUGCUACUCUCCUCACCGAGUACAAGUUCCUCAGAGGAGGGGGACUGGCUGGCCAUAUCGAAGACGUGGUAGUGGAUGCUAGUCUGCGGGGGAAGAACGUGGGAGCUCGGCUGAUGGCUGCGCUGCAAGACAUCGGAAAAAAAGUCGGGUGCUACAAGGUUAUCCUCGACUGUUCCGAGGACAACGUCAAGUUCUACGAACGCUGUGGGUUUCAGAGGAAGGAAGUUCAGAUGGCUGUCUAUUUCCCUGAGAAUGCGAAGCUGUAGAAACUG